AUGGCUGCUGAUGGGGUGGACGAACGCUCGCCUCUGCUGUCAGCAUCCCAUUCGGGAGAUGUCACUCCCACCGCCCCACCGUACUUGCAAGAAAGCAGCCCCAGAGCGGAACUCCCACCUCCAUAUACAGCCAUUGCCAGUCCAGAUGCCAGUGGUAUUCCAGUAAUAAACUGCCGUGUGUGCCAAUCUCUAAUCAAUUUGGAUGGCAAGCUUCACCAGCAUGUCGUUAAGUGCACGGUUUGCAAUGAGGCUACACCAAUCAAAAAUCCCCCAACAGGGAAGAAAUAUGUUAGAUGUCCUUGUAAUUGCCUCCUCAUUUGUAAGGACACAUCUCGACGAAUAGGAUGUCCAAGACCCAACUGUAGACGCAUAAUUAACCUUGGCCCAGUAAUGCUUAUUUCUGAAGAACAGCCAGCCCAACCUGCAUUGCCAAUUCAACCAGAAGGCACAAGGGUUGUGUGUGGGCACUGUGGAAACACAUUCCUGUGGAUGGAACUGAGGUUCAACACUCUGGCAAAAUGCCCACACUGCAAAAAAAUCUCCUCAGUGGGUAGUGCACUUCCACGAAGACGCUGCUGUGCAUAUAUUACCAUUGGAAUGAUAUGUAUUUUCAUUGGAGUUGGAUUAACUGUUGGCACCCAAGAUUUUUCAAGGCGAUUUCAUGCAACCUAUGUUUCUUGGGCAAUUGCUUAUUUCUUAGGUUUGAUCUGCCUUAUCCGAGCUUGUUACUGGGGAGCCAUACGAGUCAGUUAUCCAGAACACAGUUUUGCAUAA
This is a messenger RNA of Cynocephalus volans (Philippine flying lemur), 774 nucleotides long. RefSeq names its product phosphatidylinositol-4,5-bisphosphate 4-phosphatase 2 (gene PIP4P2). Lineage: Eukaryota; Metazoa; Chordata; Mammalia; Dermoptera; Cynocephalidae. Gene Ontology annotation, biological process: phosphatidylinositol dephosphorylation. The record is from RefSeq and is a predicted model, not a curated record. The transcript has 7 exons. The coding region runs from base 1 to 774 and encodes 257 amino acids. Gene Ontology annotation, cellular component: lysosomal membrane; phagocytic vesicle membrane; late endosome membrane. Gene Ontology annotation, molecular function: phosphatidylinositol-4,5-bisphosphate 4-phosphatase activity.